AUGUCGACCGCGCCCUCCAAGCGUCCGUUCGUUCCUGCUAUCACAAAGGGCGCGCGCGGCCCACUCCCCUCGAGUUGCGAUGGCUGCCGGUUACGACGAGUCGCUUGCAGAGGGCGCCAGACGGACGAAGCUGGACAGGCGGUGAGGUCGUGCGAUGCCUGCCUGCGAAAGGGCAUCCAGUGCACGACGACGGCGCGACAGACGAAUCCUCGUGUUCGCAGCGGGCGACGGAUUGAAGCGGCGAAAGAGAUCUACGGCUCGACAGACAUCGCCACGCCUUCGACGCCUCCAACAACACGCCGUUCUACGCCACCCACCUACAGCGACGCCGAGGCGCACCUGGCGAAUGAUCUGCAGGUUGAGACGCUCCGGCUCGACGUCCUCGACCUGUACGACCGCAUCGGCGGCGCCGCAAAAUACCCUCUUUACCCGUGGCCGUUGUUCAACUACUACGACUCACGGCAUCGCUUCGAGUCAAGGUCACUUAUGCUCCGCAUCGUUGCUGCCGCCGCCUCCCGAUUCUUGCGACCCUCGAAGGGGACUGAAGCGACGCGAGAUACUUGUGCCGAUCAAGCGCUGCAACUGGCUGUCCGGUUGGCCGACUCGCAAGGCUUAUGGCGAACGAUCAACAAUUCGAAUCCGGUCGCGCUCCUCUUGCUGUGGCAGUUGAUGGCGAACGGGGAAUUGGGGACUUCGGCAGCCCAGCCAUACCUUUUUGCGGCAGCCAACCAGGUCAAGGCGAUGCGCGAUCUCGAUCAGCCUGAGCUAGACGACGAUACCACGACUUGGGCGAUAGCGUUGACAGACGCCGUCGUUGCGCUCGAGACGAGUUCGGCGCCAAUCUUAUCGUUUCGGUUCAAGUUCUUCUCACGGAUCGCCCGAAUGACCGCACCUCUCGCCGACAUGCUCCUCCCUUCCCUCGACCAGCUCAGCCGAGCGCUCGAUUCGUCCGAUCCGUGGGACUUGUCGCAAUGUGUCGCCCCCGUCCUCGCCAUUGCAUGCUUCUCCGUCCGGCGACUCGCCUACGCGUUCGAAGAUCUCGCGCUCGGCAAUUUCGGCGCCCUGCGCAUCUGCGAGGCGGAAUGGCUCGAGAUGGACAAGAUUUAUCUUUGGGUGGAUAGCGCUGUCGCGUUUGGAAAGGAGCAGGCGACCAUCACCAAACCGUUCUGCCGAGCGCUCCUCGAGUUGUACACCGGCCUGAUCGCCGCCCUCACCGUCUUCAGCGAACUCGCAAUCCUGCGAGCUGCCGAAGGCGCCGCGGGCGACCAAGACCGGGCGGUCAUGCCCAUCGCAGACUCGGCUCGCAAGCGCGCAAACUCGGGCGUUUGUCGCUACCUGCGUGGUGCCAGGACCUGCGCCUCGAGAAAUCACCUUGCCCUCUUCGCCUCCACGUUCUACUCGGUCUCGCGGGUGGUUCUCUUGGCGGAUAUCUUUGUUGCAACGCCGACGUGGGACGUCAACCUGCAUCCGCAGGGCGCUGCCGACAAGCUCGCAUCGCUGUUCUUCUUGCGCGACGCGCUGCGGAACAUCUCGCUCGCCUAUCCGUCGCCAGCCGUGACGUCGGUACUCGAGAAAAUCGAGCUAGAGAUCGUCUCGUUGCAACGAGUCGUCGACGCUCCCCUUCCUUACGGCGACGACCCGAACACACCCACCAUUCCUCUCACCCAAGUCGCCGCGUGGACGUUCAAUCGGACUCACAACAUGCUCAUGCCACCUCGUCAACACUCCGACUCGCCCUCUAUCUCGCCGCCCUCGCAACUUCCGCCGCAGCUUCCCUCUUCCCAACCCCUACCACCGCUCGAUCCUUACGCUCGUGCACCACCUUUCACGUCCUCGACAGCCUCGCUACCGUUCUACAUCGCCCUGGAACCGCCAAUGUGGACUUUCCAACCCGCACACGUCCUCAACGAGCACCUCGAUGGCGUCUCGCAUGCUCCAGCCCCCGUUCCUCAUUUCCCUUCGUCCCCGGAUGGCGCGCAGGCGUACGCUUCCCCAGCCCAGGCAUAUCCUGCGGCGGAGCAGGACUCCUACCCCUCGCAUUUCUCGUCGUAG
Rhodotorula toruloides NP11 is the source of this 2052-nucleotide messenger RNA. RefSeq names its product transcription factor. NCBI's taxonomy places the organism in Eukaryota, Fungi, Basidiomycota, Microbotryomycetes, Sporidiobolales, Sporidiobolaceae. The record is from RefSeq and is a predicted model, not a curated record. The coding region runs from base 1 to 2052 and encodes 683 amino acids. Gene Ontology annotation, molecular function: zinc ion binding; DNA-binding transcription factor activity, RNA polymerase II-specific. Gene Ontology annotation, biological process: regulation of DNA-templated transcription. The transcript is spliced from 8 exons.